CUGGACUCUAAGACCAAAGAGCGAAAAUGGCUUCCAUAAUAUCCGAGAACUUGAAAUUCUUUGCUUUGUUCUUCAAGAGCCGGGAUGUUAUGAUAUUUAAUGGGCUGAUUGCCUUGGGAACCGUGGGCAGUCAAGAACUUUUCUCGGUGGUUGCCUUCCAUUGUCCGUGUUCUCCGGAAAGAAACUAUCUGUACGGAUUGGCUGCCAUCGGUGUCCCUGCUCUCGUCUUGUUCCUCAUCGGGAUCAUUCUAAACAACCACACGUGGAAUAUGGUCGCGGAAUGUCGUAAGAGAGGGCUGAAGAACUGCUCGGCUCCGGCGACUUUCUUAUUGUUUGGAUCCAUUGUAGGAAGGGCGGUGGUGGCCCCCGUUACGUGGUCUGUGAUUUCACUAUUACGCGGGGAAGCCUACGUGUGCGCCAGAAGCGAAUUCCUCGAUCCUUUCACGUUUUCAGAUGUUAAUACGCUCUACGGGCCAGACAUUUUGGCAAGGAUCCCCUGCAAAGAUGCCCCAGCAGUUGUCCUGCCCUUUAGAGAAGAAGCAGUAAGAAGAUUGAAGUAUGAAUCACAGUUCCUCGGUUGGAUAAUGAUCGCUGUAGUCGCAUCAACCAUAUUUUUGCUGAAGUGUUUGCAGCAUUGCUGUUCGCCGAUGAGUUACCAUCAGGAGGCUUACUGGUCACAGUACCGGACCUGCGAAAAGGAUCUCUUUAGUCGGACAGCGGAGGUCCACGCCAAGAUCCUGGCUGCCAGCAACGUCAAGCAGUUCUUUGGCUUUGUGGCUCUGGAUAAGGAGGAGAAGGAACUUGUCAAUGAAUACCGAGUGGAAGAGGCCCAACCGAGUCCUCAGUGGAACGAAAUUACCGGGGUUUACUUGUAUCGGGAAAAUAAAGGGUACCCGUUGUACAGCCGUCUCCAUAAAUGGGCUAAAAAGUUAAUAGGGAAUGGCCUGGACCCUGAAGGCAGGGAAAUGGCGUUGCUUGCUGUGUAAAACUUGACUUGGGAUUGGAAGACGAAUUAUGGGUUCCCAAGUAACGAACGUUCUAAAUGAAAGAACUUACAGAACGAUUAUUCAUCAACAACACCGAUAACUGAAUGUAACGUGAUCUAUCUCAAACCUUUUAUCCGAAGCCACUUUGUUGCAAACGGCUUGAAAACUUGAACCACUCUUCAGACCACUGCCGUCCCACCAAUGGUCUCGGCAAAUGCUGUAAUUGAGCAAGGCCCGUAGGUUGUGAUAUUACAUGAUUUCGUCUCCUUGUAUAUGGCCCACUGACCUUGUUUUCCAAGUGAUUGGUGGCCCUCCAUAGCCACAACUUGGACAACACCGCUGUAGGUCCUAUACUAACAGACCCAUGAAGUCCCCUCUAGCCGGGUAACAUUUAGAU
Messenger RNA from Spea bombifrons (plains spadefoot toad), 1383 nucleotides. RefSeq names its product calcium homeostasis modulator family member 2 (gene CALHM2). Gene Ontology annotation, molecular function: monoatomic cation channel activity. Bases 27 to 986 code for a protein of 319 amino acids. The transcript has 2 exons. Lineage: Eukaryota; Metazoa; Chordata; Amphibia; Anura; Pelobatidae. The record is from RefSeq and is a predicted model, not a curated record.